GUCCUGAACUGGAGUGGGUACUGCGCAUGGCCUUCCUUGGUUCAAGGAUCGGAGCUGUAGGUAGUUGAGCUGCCAAACACCGCCCGAGUUCAUACUACAUUGUCCGAGAUCAUCAUUCACCACUCGCUUUGCCCUGCUUUGCUUUGCUUUGCCUUGGAUUGUCCUGCUGUUCUGUUUCUUAUCGCAGCUGAAAUUGAACCUCGUACAUUGACAGGGAAGCGGACAACUAGAGUUCUACCAGCGCCCGCCGUUUCCUGCACUGGCCUUGCAGGCUUGUCGUCAUCGGCCGCUCCUCCUAACGAUACCCGACUCCAUCGGGAGAGUGUGGCCACUCUCGCGCUCUCUCUGGCACAACAACUUGCAAACUACACCUCCGCAGGUGGGCGCGUUGGAUGGCGGCCAUGCCAUCGUUCCUGAAGGAUCACCUGAGCUUCAGACGGAGAAGCCGAGCGUCCAUCAAAGAGCCGACCAGUGCCAGCGCGAGUGGAAACAGCUCCGAGAAUGGCAACGAUGAGACCACGCAGAUUCACGCGCUGAGCAAGUCGUCGUCGACGCUCGCCUCGUACGCCGAACCCAAGACCUCGCCGCCUACCACGCUGUCGUCGUCGAGAUCUAACACGAACUUGUCCGUCCACGGCGCCAAUGGCAAGGCUCCGCCAGUACCGGCGCGGCCGCGCAUGCCCAGCUCGCAGAGCAAUCGCUACAGCAUCAGUGGAAUGCCCGCGCAGAAUGGCGAACGACCAACACCGUCGACAUCUCCAUUGGCGCCACGCGUCUUAUCAGUCUCGGACGGAUCUUGGGUGCACCAAAAAGUGCUCCUCAUCUUUGGCCAAUGCGCGGAACCCUCGCAACCCAUUGAUGGCACGCUGACCGUCUGCCACCACAACGACAACUUUCCUCCCAUCUCCUGGCCCGUAUGCGACUCACAUUUCAAGGCCCUUGUCCACCUGCAGCCAGGGCCCAACCGACUCCGUCUCGACUUCACAUCGCCGAAGCUCCCUUCCACGAACUCAUCGAUCCCCGCGCAUUCUUCAUGGAUCAACAUCAACUUCCUCCCACUCAAUGCGGCACCGCCCAUUCAACUCUGCAUCCUCGUCGCUAAGGAUUCUCCAGAGACAUACGAUGCGGUACCAGAGCGCGUGCAAAAGGAGGGCAAUGGCUUAUCAACGGCCGUUAGAAAGUUCAAAAUGGCCGCAUACUUAUGGCAGGCAUUCACAGCAGAACAGAUGAACCGCAGUGGCUUCGGCAGAAGGUGCUACAGGUACGAAGAGGAAUGGCAACCGGGAACAUUGACAUGGAAAGACAUGGAAACCGGACAAAUGCGCAACGAGGCGCGGAUCCACAUCGUUCGCAUGGAUAAGACUGUCGCUGAGAUUCAAGAUCUCGAUGUCUCCCAACAGCACGGACCUGCCCAAAGAAAAGGGGACUUGUACAAGUACGCCAUGGAUGCUGUGAAGAACUACUUUGGAACCAAGCCCGGACAGGUGCAAUACAUAUCGGCCAUGUUCCUCGAUUCGCACUGGGACAAGCAAGCAGGUACUGUCAGGGGACAUGCCGCGCUGGGAGGUGGCGACGGAUCCGUCAAACUGGCCAUUUUUGGUUCUCAUUGUCUGCAAUCGUACCCAGCACAUUUGGAAGAGGUCGUGCCUGCGUUUUCGGAUUGCACUAGGACUGACACCGAUUACGUGGCAAACGACUGUAACGAAGGAGGCAGCAAUUGGGAGGCAGCCAAUAUCGGCAUCGGAGCGCACCUCCACGAGACCGGACAUCUGCUGGGCUGCCCUCACCAGGAAUCAGGUGUCAUGCUGCGAGACUACACUACCCUGAACAGGACGUUCUUGUGCAGAGAGCCGUACUCCACACGGACGAAGCAGCAAGGUCAAAGACUAUGUCUGCCAAAGGACGAAUGCAGUUGGCACAGACUUGACACAUUGCGCUUUCGAUUUCACCCUACAUUUCAGCUACCGAACGAUCCAGCCAUGAACGCAGACAGGAGCGUGCAAGUCUGGACAGUGGACAACAACAAUGUCCUUGUCACUGCUGCUACCGGCGUUGCAUGGAUUGAGAUUUAUCCUGAGGGCGACGAUCUGUGCCACCAAUGGAUCGAAUACGUUGACCAGACUAGUGGCCCAGGCGGCGCCCCUCGACUCGUGACACUAACCGAAGAUACCAUACAAGCCCAAUUGCCGAAGGAGAAGCGGAAACGAAAGAUCAAUCUCAAAGUUUUCAGCUGCGGAGGGGAAGAGCAUGAGGUCAAGGACUUCUCACGACUCUGCUCAAAAGAUGCAAAAAUCAAGCUGCCAGAUGGUCGACCAGGCUUCAAAAGCUCGAAGCUUGGGCACAGUCAAAUGGAUGGCUCGCAACCGCAGCAACUCAUACUCGGCAAUUUCCAAAAACAAGGAAAGUUUGACCAGAAGAAGCUUCUCAUGACGAUACGGGUGUACCACGGAGCCAUGGUUGAUGGGCUGGAGUUCUUCUACGAGGACGGAGUUAGCGAGCUAUUCGGCAAGCGGGGCGGCAAGCCAGGUGGCAGUGACUUCUCGCUCAACUUCCAGAGAGGAGAGCUACUUUUGGGGUUCUACGUUAGAGCAGGGGCUUGGAUUGAUGGAAUACAGAUCAUGACAACGACCGGAAGACGCAGCGAGAUAUUCGGAAAAGCGACGGGGGGUUCUGGACAUACAUUGAUUCCACCUAGGGGCUACAACAUUGCCGGCAUUUACGGGAGCUGCGCACAGUGGCUGGACGGUUUCGGGCUAAUCAUCUCCAAGUGAGAGGUGACGAACUGCUCGAGGUUUGAUUGCAUAAAACUUGCACGACCGCAUUUGAUUGGCAUACGCCGGAUGGCAGAGUCUCCCAGACUACUUGGCAACAACAGCAGGCUUAUACGUUUACAGCCUCAUCCUUUCCUGAGUGCGCAUCACUUUGACACAAAGGAUUCAGCCAUGCGCAGAGAACAUGGCUCCGCAGCACCCUUGCAUUUCUAAUAUACACUCAAAGCAUUACACAUAAUCUCUGCCAAUUGGCAGCAGGACUGCAUACAUUGAAACGGCCGGCAGGAAGGCAGAGUGGGCGAUUGGCAGGUCGUCCAAGAGGCACCAGAAUGGCUCGCAGAGCCGGAAUUGGAGGACACAUUCGACAAUUUCUUCUUCGACAACAUUUUUGUUCGGAGAGGGAGUGCAUAGCAGUAAAGCUAUUGUAUUGGCCUGACUGGCCUUUCUGUAGGAAACGUAAUGUGUUGGUCGACCUCAGGCUCGCUUUGCGAGAUUCUAACAGGCACAAUUCAUGAUGAGACUGCUAUGAUUGUCCAAUUUAUGCUUACUUGGACGGGUGAGACAGAGCAUUGUGCUUGUUGGUCUGCUGAGGACACAGC
Molecule: messenger RNA, 3370 nt
Organism: Cercospora beticola
Lineage: Eukaryota; Fungi; Ascomycota; Dothideomycetes; Mycosphaerellales; Mycosphaerellaceae
Product: putative metalloendopeptidase
Cellular component (GO): cytoplasm
Source: RefSeq, a predicted model, not a curated record